AAUGAAUCCUCCUCUUGGUGGAAAGAUAAUAAACUGUCCAGGUAAAAGAGUAGCUGAUUACCUAUUUAUCAAAGAGAUAGGUAAAGGAGCCUUUGGAUAAGUAUUAAUUUUGAAUUAGGAUAGGUAUUUCAAGCAAAAAAUAUGUUAACAAAUGAGGUGGUUGCCAUAAAAUGUAUAGCAAGAUCAAAGCUAAGUGAUCAUGGAGGAAUAGUUGGACAAUUAAUUCAAAGUGAAGUAGAAGUGUUAAGAUAAAUCCAUAAUUAACAUGUUGUUAGAUUAGUGUAAUAUUUGGAAUCUGCAAAUUAGUGUUAUAUAGUAUUAGAAUAUUGUAAUUGUAAUAAUAUCUGAUUAAUAAAUCAGCUGGUGAUUUUGAAUAGUUGUGGUAAAGUAGAAAUAAACGAAUUCCAGAGAAUGAUGCUAUAAAUUAUAUGAAAUAAGUAUUGGCUGGUAUGUAGGCCUUACAUGAGAAAAACAUAUUGCAUAGAGAUCUCAAGUUAGCAAAUAUAUUAAUACAUAAUUCUACUUUAAAAAUUGCAGAUCUAGGAUUCUGUAAAUAAUUGAGUGAUCCAAAUUAAUAAGAGAAAUUAAGUCUAGGAUCAUUAGGAAAUAUGGCACCAGAAGUAGUAGAAUAAUAACCUUAUGGAAUGGCAGCAGAUAUGUUUUCAAUUGGCAGUAUGUUUUAUCAACUUAUAUUUGGAUAAUUUCCAUUUACUAAUUAAAAUUAACAAAAAUUCUUAGAAGAUAUAAAAAACAGUAAAAUAUUUCUAAAUAUAUUAAAGACAAACCAAAUUUCAGAAGAAAUGGAUUAGCAAUUUCUUAAGAAUUGGAAUGGUUAUUAGAGAGAAUGUUAAUUAAGGAUCCAAAUCGGAGAUUGAAAUGGAGUGAACUUUAUUCCCAUCCAUUGAUGCAAUAAAAAGAUUUAAGUAGGUAUGUAAUCUAUAUAAGGAUAUGCUUAAUUAUCUUUGAAUGCUAUACAAGCAGACUUAAUUAAUACAAAAGAAAUAGAACAAUUUUAUAAGGAUAAAGAUUAAAAUAAAAUGGUGGAGAAGCCUUAAGACAUUCUUUCUAGAUUAAAUAUUAAUAAAUAAUAAGAAUUUGUUAGGGUUGUGUCUUAAUAAUUAAUUGAAGAUGACGGAACUCCUGGUUAAAUGGAAGACAAUAUUAAAUAGGUUGAAUAAUUAUAAUUAAAUAUGGAACAAUAAAUAUAAGAAGAUAAAUUAGUUGAAUAAUAUAUUGAUAAAUAUAUGAGAUUGAGAGAUGAAAUCGUAUAUGUAUCAAGAACUUUAAAUGAAGCAUUUGAAAAUCUUGGAUUAGAUUAAUGUUGUUUACUUUGUCUUAUGUUGGCUAAAAAGAUUUAUAUUUUAAAUGAACGAUUAACUAAGACUUUAUUAGAGAAGGAUAAUAUAUUCUAAAUUAAUGAGCGGAUAUUAAUAAAAGUUUAUGCACAUCAACAUUUCUAAAAGUUUAUAUAAUAAAUUGUAGAAGAAACUACAUUUGCUAAAGAUUAUGUUACUUAUUUUGCAGAAUCAUUAUAGUAUCUUUUAUAUAUUAUAUUAUUAGACUUUAGCCAAAGUUAUUUUAAAAUAAAUAAGAUUGGCAUUCAGAAAUUUCUAAAGAGAUUUCAUAUUAAUUUAAUUCAAUUUUUUAAGAAGUUCUUAAUGAUUUUGUAUUCAAAUUAAUGGAAUAGACUCAUUAAGUUAAUGCAAAUCAAGAAUAUGAUGAUUAAAAAAAAAAGAAUAUUAAUAAACAUUAUUUCUAAUUAUAAAUACAUUUAAUUGAUUGCAGUAAAUAUGAUAAAAUUUAUAAUAAACAUGGGGUAAUAUUAUUUUUAAAUUUAAUAGAAAGUGAAUAUUUAUGAAUAAUUUGAUGGAUUAGCUAAUAAACCAGUUUUAGAUUUGUAAACAAUAGCAUAAUAGAAAUUUAAUGAAAUGUUUGAAUGA
Molecule: messenger RNA, 1940 nt
Organism: Paramecium pentaurelia
Lineage: Eukaryota; Ciliophora; Oligohymenophorea; Peniculida; Parameciidae
Source: the annotation of a GenBank genome assembly